This is a messenger RNA of Amblyraja radiata (thorny skate), 4667 nucleotides long. Its product is annotated as BCLAF1 and THRAP3 family member 3. The record is from RefSeq and is a predicted model, not a curated record. Gene Ontology annotation, molecular function: DNA binding; transcription coregulator activity. Gene Ontology annotation, cellular component: mediator complex. Gene Ontology annotation, biological process: positive regulation of transcription by RNA polymerase II. The transcript is spliced from 12 exons. NCBI's taxonomy places the organism in Eukaryota, Metazoa, Chordata, Chondrichthyes, Rajiformes, Rajidae. The coding region runs from base 226 to 2562 and encodes 778 amino acids.
GGCUAGCGUGCGCAUGCGCACGACGGUGACGCAGGCCCGACGUCGUGUCCGCGAGUGCAGGUUGGAGCUCGGCUCGUUGUUGGUGCUCAGACGGCUUCGGCCAACGGUCGAGCGGUGGCGGAGAAAAAUACGAGGGCGUGGGCGGAGUUCUACCUCACCUCACAAACAACGCGCGGAGCUGGGCGCCCCCCCUGUGAGACGGCAGCCGCUCGGGUAGAGUGUGGUAUGAUGGUUCGUUCAAGGUCAAGAUCCCCAAGAUGGAAGCAGAGGGUAGAGUGUGGUAUGAUGGUUCGUUCAAGGUCAAGAUCCCCAAGAUGGAAGCAUAGGUCAAUCUCGCCAACCUGUGUAAGAAGCCAAGAAUACCAUGUUGAGAGAAGAUUGUAUCAGUCACAUACUAGUGAGUCAAGAGCAUUCAGUCAAAGCUCAGGAAGACCUACACAGUGGCGGGCACAACAGGAUAAAUGGAAUGAAACGGGCAGUGUCGAAUCGAGAUCGGGAAAUGCACAAUAUGGUAAAGUUCAUUAUGAAGUUUUUGAGUAUGGGCAUCCUUCUCCAAUUGCAAAAAAAGUGGGAGCAGAACAUACAACGGGAAGACACCUCUACCCACAUGGAAGAGAAGGAAAUCGAUCCCAUGCCCUUCUUUCAAAAUCUGCUGAAGAGAAUCCAUACCAUGAUCACGAUGAACGGCAUCAUGGCAACAGUGACUGGCCUAAUGAGCGUCACCAUGGUCACAGCGAACGGCAUGAUCAUGAUGAAUGGCGUAAUGAUCACGAUGAACGACAUUAUCAGAGUGCAGAAAUCGUGACUCAUUACAAAUUACCUGAUGAAAAAUCCAAGACUGUUAGAAGUGAUCCACAAAUAACUUCAUACGAUCGACCAAGUACUACCUCUUAUGGUUAUUCAGACAAGUGGCGUGACACUGAAGGCUUGAGAAGUCAUAAUUUGCAUGAGGAAAGGCAUUCAGAUUCUUUACGUUCUCCUGGAAGACAGCCUGAAGAAUUUCUGGAAAGGAAUUCCCACCAGAAGAGGUAUCCCGAGGAAGAUGAUGUCAAAGGGUGCAGAGAAGCAUCUGGAAGAGGCUGGGUGCCAGGAAAGCAUGAGACCGUAGAUCAUGAUCGAGACUUAAAAUGGAGAGGAGAAAAAAAUCCUCAUUAUAGAAAAGCGUGCACUUCGACAUUAUACAAUGACUCUGAAGGUGCACGUAUCAAAGAUGUUUCAAGAGCCUGGUAUAGUGAUAGUGAUCGCUUUGAUGAGUGUGUGCAGGUAAAGAGUGGGUUUGCACAUUCGCAAAAGUAUCCUGAAAUGCACUCAUCUGAGCAUCACCAGAGCUUUUCCAGUGAAAGACAGCAAAGAUAUUCAAGUAAAGAUAAAGAAUAUACGACUGCCUCCUCGAGUACUAAAGAGGUGAGUCGUUUUCACAGUAACAGCAGGAGGUCAGGUACUGAUGUGAACAAAGCAGAGGGUCACAACUCUGUGACGAAAAAAUAUCCAGUUCUCGAGCAUUACUUUGACAGGUCUCCGCGAGCAAACAAGAAAGAAGUGAGCCCAAGAUAUACAGCACCCUCGGCAACAAGGGGGCGAGUGGAAAGAGGAAAAGAGUUCAGGAACCGCUCUAAUUUUUCUAAGGAUCAGCGUGAUGAUGCUCCUAAACGAUUAAACCAUAGAUCUUAUCAAUUGGAAACUUCACGUUGUACUUCCAAUAAUGAGCGAGGCAAUACAACCGAGUCCUUAACCAUCAAAUUAGACAUGAAGAAGACUGUGAACAAAUGCAGGCCUACAUCAAGCCAUGCUUCAGAGAGACUAAUGUCUCGGGAUUUGGUUAGUGUUGGCAAGAAACGGGAUGAGUUCCAUCAUGUGUUUGAGCAUAUGGGUUCAUCAUUGAAGGCGAACCCGAAUAUCUCUUCAGGAGAAUUUGCCCAGGAGAUAAUCACUUUGGUGCACCAAAUUAAAGGUGAUCAAUUUAAGCCUUCCGAUGUAACUUUGCAUAACCGCUUUUCAAAGUUACAAAAUGCACAAAGUCUACCAAAAGACGCAAAACAUCUGGGUCCUGAGAUACACAGACGGAUUGACAUGUCACUGGCAGACUUGCACAGUCGAGAAAGGAAACCUGUUGGAAGAAAGACAAGCACAUGGGUUGCAGUAAAUCCAGAUGACCUUCGCCAUGACAUAGAGAGACGGAGGAAGGAACGGUUGCGGGACAAGUAUGAAGUGCCCUAUCAAACUGAGGAGCAUAAGUUGCUUUGUGACAGAUCUGAGAGGCAUGAAAAGUCUUGUUCAUCCAAUCGAAUGAAAACAUCAAGAGAUCUACACUUUAAAGAGCCACCAACUGGGCUUAUGGAGCACCGAAUGAGACUAGCAAAAAAACCCUUCCCGAAUUUUUCAAAAGAGUAUACAACAUUUGGGCGAAAGAAAAGUUUCAGCAUUGAGUCAAAAUACCGGCGACUGUAUGGCGUUGGUUUUGGACGUACUAAUCCAAGAGAAAUCACCAAACACUUCAGGGAAGGGCUAGUAAGGAAAAGGAGAGAUGAAAGGGAAUUACCCAGCAGUACCACAGACAAGUAAUUGACCAGAAUGUGGAAGUGUUGAGAUCUGUUUGAAGAAAAUCUCCCGAGAACAUCUUUUUGAAAUCUUAUAUGCCUGUUGCAGACUGCUGUGGAUCCUAUUAUUUGUUCACCUUAUUUCACUCUAGUUAGUGGUACUUAAGACACUUUGUAAAGUAUUCCUCGGCAAUCUGAACAUAAUUUUGACAGUAUGAGUUAAUAUGAGCACUGUACCCCAAAUAGUACCUUCUGCUCUAAUUUCUGACAUAGUUUUCCCAUUAAUAAAUUAGUGUGAACAGCAUACCGUUAAAAGCUAUAAAUAUUGAUGCUAAAUAACAAUCUGUUCAAAUGUUAUCAAUGAUGUACCAAGGGUUGAAAGUAGCAUUAUGUUUCAAAAUUAUGUAGCCUGUGACUACAGGGGACUGAACAGAAAAUGCUUGUUGCUUAUUGAUGUAGAUGUCUGAAUAAAAGUGUUUUCAUUGUUUAUAUCAAACUUUAUGGCUAGCUAUGCUCCCGUGGUUUUACUUUUCAUUUGAUCAUGCAGUUUUGCAUGUAUAAAUAAACAAUGUUAAUAUUUGGUUAAGAUACUUGAGCAUUUGUACCUCUUUUCUGUUCUGUUGAAAUGGGCAUUGUUCUCCACUGUGUAGGAUUAGCACCAAAUUUGGGUGAGAUUGAAUGCUACAAAAAAGAUAGAAUCAGAAACACUAUCAAUCUUGCAAAAGCAUGGCACAAUGUAACAAAAUAUUGUAAAAGGGCAAGUGAUACAAAGCAAGAAGCAAAGAAUGGGAAUCUCACUAUUCACGAAACCGUGGGAACGGGGUGAUUCAUAUUUUAAAGACUUUUAGAUCUUUGAUCUUUAUUCUAAACUGUUCUUGUGCCCAUUCUCAGGUUGGUGCUAAUUAAUCUCCGAUUGGAUACCUGUCUGGAACAUCACAUGUUUGCAGUUUGCAACAAGGAAAGUUCAGUAAUGAGAGCCAGUUAUAGAAAUGUUAAAAUUGCAUUUCUUCAACAGACAAAUAUGCCAGUGACUAAACAAAACAAUCUUUUAAAAUUGGCUAUCUAGACUACACGUAAUAUGAAUGUUUUGAAUUUGUUGUUUUGUGCUUAGAAGAAUCACUUAUUUGUAUUUUCCUUUUGAACUUUUGCAGAGUCUCAACUGAUUGAACCAUCUAUUUUAUAAACUGUUAGGUUUUGUUAGUUAACAUUGAUUUUAUUUGACACGUGUUGUCUGUUGCAACCAUUUAUGGAGCAAAUUGAGGGGAUUUUCCAUUUAUUUUCUUGAUCUUUCAUCCAUAGUUAACCUCUUGAAACCAUUGAUAGUACGUCAGUAAUGUCAACUUCAUAUUUUUGGGAGAUAUUGAAACCUAUCAAAACUUUUAUAAACGUUCUAUGCCAGCAUUUCUAUUUUGAAUGGAGGGACUGGCUACUGAAAGUUUAAUGGUGGAUUGUUCAAUUAUUUAUAUUAAAAGUCGUAUAACAUUGAAAUAGUUUAUGAAUCCUAACUGCUUGCUUGUUUUCUAUGUUAGUGACUCAGAUUUUGAUCUACAGAUAUACUUCAAGCAUUUGAUCCCCUAAGCUUCCCAAUUGGUUAAUACACAACUCCAUUGGAAAAAAGCAUUUGUAUCUUUUGUAUGCAGAAUGCUUUUCUUAGUACUGAUAACUUGCUUAAACAAAAUACUAGAAAUGCUCAGCAAGUCGAGCAGCAUCCUUGGAGAACAAAACUUUAUAAUUUUAAGCUGAUUCUAUUUAAUUCAAAUGCAUUUUGUUAAUAACUUUCUAACAGUUGACCAUGCAGUGAUGUUUUAUGAAACUAUUCGUUUUGAAAGCUGUUAAUUUCAGUACACGGCAAGGUUGAAAUUACUGGGAACUUUUCUGAAAUCAUUUUGUUUUUCAUUUAACUACAGCAGCCACAUUUAUUGUGACUGAUAUUAGUCCUGUUGAUUUAUCAGUAUAUUAGGUGUUGCUUAAACCACAUGUUUAUUGCAUUAAAAUUCCUUGUUUGAAAAAUUGCAUUGUUUACUUCUCCAAUCCAUACAAUUAUGGCUGCUUCAUUAAAAUAGUCUUUCAACUAUAGCCAAACUUAAGUUGUAUUCAGUCAUAAAUAAAACAAAUACAUUUAAAGUUCAA